Molecule: messenger RNA, 660 nt
Organism: Sarcophilus harrisii (Tasmanian devil)
Lineage: Eukaryota; Metazoa; Chordata; Mammalia; Dasyuromorphia; Dasyuridae
Product: homeobox protein MSX-2-like
Exons: 2
Coding region: 1-660 (219 amino acids)
Source: RefSeq, a predicted model, not a curated record
AUGGCUGCGGCGCCGGGGCCCGGCCCGGAGGGCGGCCGGGGCUGCGAGGCCGGGCGGAGGGCGGCCGGGGCCGGGGUCGCGCGCGGGCUCCGCGCCUCCGCUCCCUCGAGCGCGCCCCCCUCGCACACGGGGCCCAGUCGGGAGCGGCGCGUGCGCGUGCGAGACGCGAGUGCGUGCGCGCGCCCUGCCGGGGCCCCGCGCCCAGUGCUCGGGAUCCGGGCGGCUGUGGCGGCGGCCGCGGGAGCAGCGGGAGCCUCACGAGCCGGGCGGGCGUCCCAGAGGCAAGACCUCUGGGCCAGCCCCCCGCGGCGGCUGGCCCCGCCCUUGGCACGGCCUCGGCAGCCAGCCAGAAAGCCGUGUAACCUUCCGCCGCCCGUCUGCCAGGAGAGGAAAAAGAGUGCCCCCAACACGCCGGUGCCGGCCCCUGCCGAGGCCUGCCAGGAGGGGAUGCGAGGGCAACACUCCCUUCUUGCAAUAGCAAGGAGACGGUCACGCUUUGUAACUAGGGCAGGCCUCAUUGACACCAGCAGCCGACGGUUUUAUGUGCAAAGCGAACACACCGGCCGCGCGGCUUCCCAAACCCCCUCUCUCCCUUCUGCCCCGGGGGCUUCUGCGGACUGGCUACUGCCCCUCCCCGCCGUGGCUGCGGUGGCCAAGUGA